Branchiostoma belcheri (Belcher's lancelet) is the source of this 3377-nucleotide messenger RNA. RefSeq names its product protein O-mannosyl-transferase 2-like. Gene Ontology annotation, cellular component: membrane; endoplasmic reticulum. The coding region runs from base 220 to 2409 and encodes 729 amino acids. The record is from RefSeq and is a predicted model, not a curated record. Gene Ontology annotation, biological process: protein O-linked glycosylation via mannose. Gene Ontology annotation, molecular function: dolichyl-phosphate-mannose-protein mannosyltransferase activity. The transcript has 21 exons. NCBI's taxonomy places the organism in Eukaryota, Metazoa, Chordata, Leptocardii, Amphioxiformes, Branchiostomatidae.
GUCAAAGGGUAAAGGCGAUCACAAGUUAGCAGAGUUUCUUUUUGUUUCGCUAGUUCAUCCAGUUUUCUUGUUUUCCAUAGCUUUAGAUCAAGUCAGGUCUUCAGAAAUGGGCUGAUUUAUGAAGGGAACGGUACCAGUAAAUUGUUUAAGUUCAUAGAUAGGGUGCUGUAGACAGAAUUUGAAGACAAACGCGACUUGAAACCCAAGUUGAAAACCGUGAUGGGGAGGGGUAAACAACAGAACGGUCCCACCCAGACCGCUGCUGCUGCUAACGGCGGCAGGACCCUGACGAAGGCGCGGCACCAGGGCGGAGGGACGCCCGCGGAGCUCGGUCUUCACGUGUGGGGCGUUUUUGCUGCUGUUGUGGCGCUAACUCUUGGCACAAGAUUCUACAAACUAGAGGAGCCUGAUCAUAUAUGUUGGGAUGAAACUCAUUUUGGAAAGAUGGGCAGCUACUACAUCAAUAGGACAUUCUUCUUCGAUGUUCAUCCUCCUUUGGGGAAGAUGUUGAUAGGACUUGCCGGGCACCUGACUGGUUAUGAUGGUGCUUUUCCUUUUGAGAAGCCUGGAGACAAAUAUGGAGACACCAAAUAUGUCGGCAUGAGAAGUUUCUGUGUGAGUCUGGGCUCCACUGUGGUUCCCCUGGCCUUCCUGACAGUAUGGGAGCUGACAUGGUCUCUACCUGCUGCUACUCUGGCUGCUGCUUUGCUGCUUUUAGACACAGGUUGCCUUACCCUGUCCCAGUAUAUCCUCCUGGAUCCCAUCAUGCUUUGCUUCAUCAUGGGGGCAGUCUUCUGUCAGUCCAAAUUUGACUCUGUCAGUAACAGACCAUUCUCCGUGUGGUGGUGGGUGUGGAUGUGUGGAGCGGGCUGUUUCAUUGCCCUGGCCUUCAGUGUGAAGUUUGUGGGACUCUUCAUCAUCCUGUGGGUGGGGCUGAAGACAGUCAGCGACCUCUGGGACCUGCUGGGGGACCUGACCUUACCGCUGCUUGUCAUUUUCAAACACUUCUUGGCGAGAACCGUGUGCCUUAUAGUCCUGCCAGCAGCCAUCUAUAUCACCUGCUUUGCCAUUCAUUUCCACACACUGUACAAAAGUGGCUCAGGUGAUGGUUUCAUGAGCUCAGCCUUUCAGUCUACACUAGAAGGGAACAAGCUGUACCAGGCAAAUAUGCCGGAAGACAUAGCGUAUGGUUCCACCAUCACCCUGAAGAACUACCGGCCUGCGGGUGGCCUGCUCCACUCACACUGGCACCUGUACCCAGAAGGCCUAGGGGCACAGCAGCAGCAGAUAACAGCUUACACACAUAAGGAUGACAACAACCUUUGGAUUAUCAAGAGAUAUGACAGAAACCCAAUUGCUGAGGAUCCUGUACAGUUUGUAAAGAACGGUGACCUUGUUCGACUGGAACAUGUAGCGACUCAGAGAAAUCUCCACACACACCAAGAACCUGCACCCAUCACCAAGAGACAUUUCCAAGUCACUGGGUAUGGAGAGAAUGGAACAGGGGACAUAAAUGACAUCUGGAAAGUGGAGGUGGUAGGAGGGGCAGAGAAGAGCCGGAUCAAGACGGUCAGGUCCAAGGUCAGGUUCAUCCACUACAUGACAGGCUGUGCCCUCCACUCACACUCCAAGACUCUCCCCAAAUGGGGCUGGGAACAGCUGGAAGUGACCUGUAACCCCUUCACCAGGGACAAGAACAACCUGUGGAACAUAGAGGAUCACAUCAACAAUCAGUUACCCAACGGUACCUUUGCGGUGUACCAGCCGUCAUUCCUGGGUAAGCUGCUGGAGUCACACGCAGUCAUGGUACAGGGAAACAGUGGACUGAAGGCAAAAGAAGGGGAGGUUACAUCACAACCUUGGCAGUGGCCUCUCAACUACAGGGGACAGCGAUUUUCAGGUGUGAAUGCAACAGACUACAAAGUGUACCUCCUAGGAAAUCCUGUUAUCUGGUGGGGUAACCUAGCCUCGCUGGCAGGGGCUAUGCUGGUGUUUCUAGUGGAGGCUGUCAGGACACAGAGGGGGUUUGUGGACCCUCCACCCCUGGCAGAAAAGAAGUGCAGUACACUGUCAGCAGCGCGGUGGAUGGCUAUGGGCUGGGCCCUGCACUACCUGCCAUUCUACUUCAUGGGAAGGGUUCUGUACUUCCACCACUACUUCCCAGCCAUGCUCUUCCAGUCCAUGCUCACAGCUAUCAUGUAUGACUACUUUCUGCUAGUUGUGGAGCAUAAGACACAACCCAGAAUCCACAGAAGAAUACAUCAAUGGGGGACAGCUUUUAUUUUUGUUAUCAUAUUGUACAGCUUCUACCUGUUCCACCCCUUGUCCUAUGGCAUGUUCGGUCCCCUGGCAGACAACGAAACCAGUCCCAUGUAUGGGCUGAAGUGGAUGGAAUCAUGGGAAAUAUGACAAUGGAAUUAUGGGAAAUAUAACAAAGGAAUCAUGGGAAAUACAACAAUGGAAUCAUGGGAAAUAUAAUAACUUUAAUAAUCAGUGAAUUUUAUGAAGCCUGAACUGUCAGCAGAUACUGAUAAUGAUGAGGAUGUAUGUGUAACUUAUUUUUCUGACAGAAAAGUGUAACAGUUAGAAUAUAAAUGUUUCCAUAAGAAUUUGUUGCAUAUGAGGUAUGUGUAUAAAUCAACAUUCAUCAUAGUACACUUGUUAUUCAUAUCAAGACUGGUUUGGACAAAAGAAAUACUGUCUUCAGAUCUAUAUGUUAGAAGCAUGACACAUGGUUCUACUUAUCUCAUGUAUAGGCUCCAGCCAUAUAAUGUAGAAAUUGAAAGCAAUGAUAUUUUUGAAAAGAGCAUUUUCAGUGGGUUCAUUCUGGUAACUUUCCUUGUAGCUGUACGAAAAAAUAUUUUAAAAGUGUCUGUAUGAAAUCCUCACAAUGUGCAUGGCAAGGCCAACUAUAACAAAACUGUUUUAAUGCAAUAUAACUGCCCUAUCUACAUGUAAGAUAUAGUUUUGAAAGUAGAGGCAAGUAGCAUUAGCUAGUAUCAAUUUGACUUCUUUAAUUAAAGUUUAGCUUUAUUUAUUUAGCUCUGGUGCUGAAGGCUCUCAUAUUGCAAUAAACAAAGUAGCAAUGGACUAACUAGUACUAGCUUUCCUAGAAUUGUAAUUAAAAGGUCUGUAUUUUUUAUACAUAUUCAUGAACCUUUAUCAGGAUGUAACAAAUGAAAAUGAUUUACUGUCAUUUAUAGUGACUAUGUUUGACAAUCAUGUACUGAAGGAAAGACCUAUCGUGACAGUUGGUACUAGUAUUGGAUUUUCUAUAAUGUAUGCACCAACUAACAUAGAGUCAUAUUCUAUGCCCUUCAUAUGUUUUACACAGAAUAAGUGGCCAAACAAUAAACUUAACAUUACAUUCAAAAAAA